UUUGUUACUUUUUGCAGGGAGUUUACCUUGAAAGAGAGCUUUUGGUUCGCGCUCACUUCUUUUACGCCUCAAGGUGGCGGCGAGGCUCCAAAAGCUCUAUCUGGAAGAACGUUAGUGGCCGCCUAUUGGCUGUUUGUCGUUUUAAUGCUGGCCACUUUCACUGCGAAUUUGGCUGCUUUUUUAACAGUCGAAAGAAUGCAGGCACCCGUUCAGUCCUUGGAACAACUUGCUAGACAGUCCCGGAUCAACUACACGGUUGUCCAGGGUUCUGAAACUCACAUGUAUUUCAUCAACAUGAAGUUUGCCGAAGACACACUGUACAGAAUGUGGAAGGAGUUGACGCUGAACGCAUCGACAGACGACACCCGGUAUAGAGUUUGGGAUUAUCCAAUCAGAGAACAGUAUGGGCACAUUUUACUGGCUAUAAACGACUCGAAUCCUGUGGCAAAUGCUUCGGAAGGAUUUCGAAUUACCAAUGAACAUUUAG
Dendroctonus ponderosae (mountain pine beetle) is the source of this 487-nucleotide messenger RNA. Its product is annotated as ionotropic receptor 25a-like. Gene Ontology annotation, biological process: modulation of chemical synaptic transmission; synaptic transmission, glutamatergic. The annotation marks the transcript as partial. Gene Ontology annotation, molecular function: transmitter-gated monoatomic ion channel activity involved in regulation of postsynaptic membrane potential; glutamate receptor activity. The transcript is spliced from 3 exons. The record is from RefSeq and is a predicted model, not a curated record. Gene Ontology annotation, cellular component: plasma membrane; postsynaptic membrane. Lineage: Eukaryota; Metazoa; Arthropoda; Insecta; Coleoptera; Curculionidae.